AUGCGACGCCGCCUUAUGAGUUUCUCUGUCUGCUACUUCAAGACGCCGUUAGCCAUGGACCAGGUGACCGUCUCGCUCUCCAGUUGCUUCAAUCGUCUUCCACAUCCAGAUACUCGCUUUGAGCAACUCAAGAUGCAGACCUGGGACCAACUCAAGUGCAAAACGCCGAGACUGUUCAAUGCGUCCAAGUUUCGUCUCCAGCAGAUAACCCUUACCCCUAGUGACCAUCACUCCUUACUUACGUUGCACUUGGGAAUAACCGACUAUGCAUCAUAUGUUGGCAUGUGCUGCUCAUCGUUGACGUCACAAUUACUAAAAGAUGGAGAGCAACUACAUGGAGAUCGUUUUGCUUUUUUAUCGAGAAAAGUCGGUGUAGCAGCAGUGGUAGAGACAGUAGACGGUCAUGUAGCACUUAUCAAAAGGAGCAAGAAUGUUGGUCUUUAUCAGAAUAUGUAUGACACACCAGGUGGACACCCUGAGCCUUCCAAUAUUCAAUUGACAGAAGACAGUUUACACAUGCUAAAGGACAAGAAGAAAACAGAGAUGGAAAAGGCAGCAAGACGUGAAUUAUUUCAAUCUAUUGUACAUGAAGUUUAUGAGGAAUUAAAUGUGGCUCCAGAGUUGCAACAACUGCAAAUGUUGCUUGGGGUUGUGCUACAGACGGACGCAUGCACGCCUAGUUUUUCUUUUCAUAUUAAAAUCAAGUGCUCGGCUCACGAGUUGAAGGAACUGUACAAAGCUGGACCGAUGGACAAGUUCGAGUCGGUUGAGCUGGAAUUUUUGACGGUAGAAAACUUGCUGAUGGAAGGAUCGACGAUAUUGGAGGAGCUGCAAUUGACACCUUCAGCAAAGGGCACGCUGGAAAUGUGGAAGCAACACAUGCUGCAAGCCAAAUGA
This is a messenger RNA of Peronospora farinosa, 897 nucleotides long. NCBI's taxonomy places the organism in Eukaryota, Oomycota, Peronosporomycetes, Peronosporales, Peronosporaceae. The record is from the annotation of a GenBank genome assembly.